Messenger RNA from Felis catus (domestic cat), 1012 nucleotides. It is a transcript of the gene SPACA3, whose product is annotated as sperm acrosome associated 3. NCBI's taxonomy places the organism in Eukaryota, Metazoa, Chordata, Mammalia, Carnivora, Felidae. Gene Ontology annotation, molecular function: lysozyme activity. Bases 133 to 903 code for a protein of 256 amino acids. Gene Ontology annotation, cellular component: acrosomal vesicle; sperm flagellum. The transcript has 6 exons. Gene Ontology annotation, biological process: fusion of sperm to egg plasma membrane involved in single fertilization. The record is from RefSeq and is a predicted model, not a curated record.
GGCAAGUAGGCUGUUGCUAUUUCUAGAACUGAGCCAAAGGCCAGCCCCUUCCCAUGUGGCCUCUCCACUUCCUUGCUCUCUGCAGUGGCAUCCGCUUUUAUUCCUACAGGCAGGUGGAGGCAAGAAGGAGAAAUGUUUCUCUUAGGAUGGGUCAGAGGCCCAAAUACAGGCCUGUGGAUCACCAAAACCCAAGAGCUUUCCACUCCUGACUCCCUGCAAAGCCCAAGAUUCAUAGCUACCUCUUGGAAAGUUUUGAAAAAAGAGGAUUUUCUUGUCUCAAAGGUCCCUCUGGCCCGGAGGCUGUUGAAUGAGGACUCUUUUCAGGUAACCUUCUGUGACUGGACGGCCAGGGCUGUUGAGCUGUCUGCCAUCUCAAAACCCAGCUGUGAGCCAGCGUGGCAGGGGCUGUGCAUGGAAGCCAGGAGCUGGGCCCCCAGAAGGCAACUGUGCCCGCCGGGCAUCAUGCUGCUGGCCUUUGCUACUCUGCUCAGCUGCCUGCUCACCUCUGGCCAGGCCAAGGUCUACAGUCGCUGUGAGCUGGCCAGAGCCCUCCAGGAUUUCGGCAUGGAGGGAUACCGGGGAUACAGCAUGGCUGACUGGGUCUGUCUUGCUUACUUCACAAGUGGCUUCAAUACAGCUGCUGUGGACCAUGAAGCCGAUGGGAGCACCAACAAUGGCAUCUUCCAGAUCAGCAGCCGGAAGUGGUGCAAAAAUCUCAGCACUGAUGUCCCCAACUGGUGCCAGAUGUACUGCUCCGACUUGCUGAAUCCUAACCUUAAGGACACUGUCAUCUGUGCCAUGAAGAUAGCUCAACAGCCCCAGGGGCUGGCCAGCUGGGAGGCCUGGAGGCGUCACUGCCAGGGCAAGGACCUCAAGGACUGGGUGGAUGGCUGUGACUUGUAGGAUCCUCUGUGGAUGGACCGGGCCACGCACAGCAGGCUGGGAGAUGUGGUUUGGUUUCUGACGCAGGCUUGGGAAGACAAGCCAACUAAUAAAGAGUGGUUUAACCCAA